Lampris incognitus (smalleye Pacific opah) is the source of this 3778-nucleotide messenger RNA. It is a transcript of the gene colgalt1a, whose product is annotated as collagen beta(1-O)galactosyltransferase 1a. Lineage: Eukaryota; Metazoa; Chordata; Actinopteri; Lampriformes; Lampridae. The transcript has 12 exons. Gene Ontology annotation, molecular function: procollagen galactosyltransferase activity. The coding region runs from base 213 to 2045 and encodes 610 amino acids. The record is from RefSeq and is a predicted model, not a curated record.
CAUCCUCCCCUUUAAAGCGCAACUUCGCAGCGUUGUCAACGAGUACGAGUGCGCGCGACGUCCGGGACGGCGGGUGAUGGUCUCGUACGCCGAGAAGGAGGCAAGCCGCGCGCGUUGACCUUAUAGCACCGCGGGGGUCGUACACACUUCUCACCUAUCCUCCCUAUUCUGUGUCGGCGGGUCGUCGUCGUUGUUUUCUUCCCUUUUCUGCAAUGCGCCGGUUCGCCUCCCUCCUGUCCGCCUCACUGAGCCUGACGCUGCUGUGCUGCACAACGACGCGGGGCUAUUUCGCGGAGGAGCGGUGGAGUCCGGAGUCGGCGCUGCUCGCCCCGCGGGUCCUGCUCGCCGUCAUCUGCCGCAACGCCGAGCACUCGCUGCCGCACUUCCUGGGGACCGUCGAGCGGCUGAACUACCCCAGAGACCGCAUGGCAGUAUGGGUUGCGACUGAUCACAAUGAGGAUAACACAACCGCCGUACUGCUGGAGUGGCUCACCAAGGUCCAGAACCUCUACCACUAUGUUGAGUGGAGGCCACAAGAAAAGCCCAGAGAGUAUGAGGACGAGGAUGGUCCGAAGCACUGGUCAAACCUCCGUUAUGCAUAUGUGAUGAAGCUACGGCAGGCAGCGCUGGAGUCAGCCCGCGAGAUGUGGGCCGACUACUUCCUGCUGGUGGACUGUGAUAACCUCCUCAUUAAUCCCGAUGUGCUGUGGAAGCUAAUAAGCCAGAAUAAAACAAUCGUGGCUCCAAUGCUUGAGUCGCGCGCUGCCUAUUCCAACUUCUGGUGCGGCAUGACCUCCCAGGGCUACUAUAGACGCACCCCUGCCUACAUACCCAUAAGAAAGCAAAUCCGAAAGGGCUGUUUUGCAGUACCCAUGGUUCACUCCACGUUCUUGAUAGACCUCAGGAAAGAGGCAUCUCGGCAGUUGGCCUUUCACCCCCCUCACCCAGACUACAGCUGGCCUUUCGAUGACAUCAUUGUUUUUGCCUUCUCUGCUCGCAUGGCAGAUGUGCAAAUGUUUGUGUGCAACCAAGAGACCUACGGUUAUUUCCCUGUCCCACUACGAACCCACAAUACUUUGAAGGAUGAAGCCGAUAGCUUCUUGCAUUCAUUGUUGGAAGUCAACGUGCGAAACCCCCCAGUGAUGCCCUCCAAAUACAUACCUGCCCCUAGCAAACAGCCAGACAAAUUGGGCUUUGACGAGGUUUUCAUGAUAAACCUGCAGAGACGGACUGACCGCCGAGAACGUAUGCUGAGGACACUGUAUGAGCAGGAGAUCGCUUGUAAGGUCAUUGCAGCUGUAGAUGGAAAAGCAAUGAACAUAAGUGAGAUUCAAAACAUGGGAAUCCAUAUGCUCCCAGGCUACAGCGACCCUUACCAUGGCCGCCCACUGACCAAAGGGGAGCUGGGAUGCUUCCUCUCCCACUACAAUAUCUGGAAAGAGGUUGUAAAGCGGGGUCUUCACACUUCGCUGGUGAUUGAAGACGAUCUGCGCUUUGAGAUCUUUUUCAAGCGUCGCUUGAAGAACCUCAUGAGUGAGGUGGAGAGCGAGGGGCUGGACUGGGACCUCAUUUAUAUCGGACGAAAGAGAAUGCAGAUAGAUCACCCGGAGAAAGCUGUGCCUAAUAUUCACAAUUUAGUGGAAGCAGACUACUCAUAUUGGACCCUUGGCUAUAUGAUAUCAUUGCAAGGGGCCAAGAAGCUUUUGAGAGCAGAGCCACUUAAGAAAAUUUUGCCAGUUGAUGAAUUUCUACCCAUCAUGUACGAUAAACAUCCAGUCUCUGACUACAUGGAACAGUUUGAGAGUCGGGACUUGAAGGCGUUUUCAGCAGAGCCUCUUUUGGUGUACCCAAGCCACUAUACAGGUGAUCCAGGCUACAUCAGCGACACAGAGACCUCCACUGUAUGGGACAAUGAGAAGGUCCGCACAGACUGGGACAGAGCCCGCUCGGGCAAGACCAAGGAGCAAGCCGAGAUCAGCACAGAGGCCCAGAACUCAGAUGUGCUCCAGUCUCCAUUGGACAGCACUGCACGGGACGAGCUAUGAGAGGAGCUGGGUGGGAAUCUGAUGAUACUUCGGAGGAAUGUAGGGCAUACCGCCUCACCUCUCAAGCAAUCUCUUUGUUAAUCAGCAAUCUUUCAUGAGACUGGAUCUAGCCUCUUUCUCAUUCAGAGCUGUUUCAAAAAAGGGCCUGUCCAAAUCCCAGUUUUGGAGACUGAUUCCUAUACUUAGAUUAUGAUACCACCAAGCAAAAUUGUAAGCAAUGGUCAUAAAUCUUACGAAGCAGAUUAGUUUCCAUGGCAACAGCCAGCACACGCUUGCAUGUUGCGCAAAGUGCCUGUGUCGUGUGACUUGGUCUAUGAUAUUUCUUCCUCAACACAUGUAAACUUUGCCCCAUGCCACUGCCAGUUAUUUACAGAUCUGCCGUGUUGGGUCUUUACUACACAUCUCCCUUAGAUCGGUCUUCAAAGCUAUGAUUGGCGCAUCCACCUUUAUGCCCCGCCCGCCCUUCUAGAAAAACACUCCAAAUGCAAUGCAGGCUAGAACCAAUCUUCAUGAAAGAAAUAUGGAUUGACUUUGUAAGAUUGGUCUGGCUCACAAGGCUAACGCCACGUUAGGUUUUGAAUUAUUGUUUAUCUUUUUGAGUUUCCAGUUUUUUACCAUCGCAGAGUUGAUAAUCUUUUUUCUUUUUGGGAGGUUUAAUUUAUCCAUUUGGAUGACAAGUCAAAAAGUCAAAGCUACUUAUGUGUUCUUUUUUUUUUGUCAGAUUUUAGAUUUACCUUCAUGAAGGCACUAGACUUGCCAUUUGGCAUUUGCAGUACCCAACCUCUGUCUGUCAUACAGAACAUACUCUGCACAAGUGGCUUAUGUCAUUCAGACUGUUACAUUUCUGUAGCUUCAUUUGGAGAUUUGCAUUCCAUUGUCAUGAUUUGCCGGUCUUCUGCAAACUAUGCAGUCAUGUUGUUUUUAUGCAGUUCUUUUAGAAAACUAGGUUUGCAUCUUAUAAAUGUAUCAGCGCCUUUUGUGAAAAUGCAAGAGGAUAGAAAUGUGCAUGUUUUUGCUUUUACUUAUUUUUUUACUUUUUAUUUUCUUUUUACACAUGGACAUGUCUAUCGUUAAUGAACCCAUUACCAAGUGCAUGAGAUGGCCGGGGAGCUGCCUUACAAAAGUAAUUACAGAACUCCAUUUUUGGACUUGUGUCAGCGCCUAUUUGUUGAUUUACAGCACCUUCUGUAUAUAGCGGCACAGUGCCUGAUUUUAGAUUUCCUUUGUACCAGUUUUGGUUAGUUUUCAGCCUGACGCCUCUAACCAGUUGCUGAGGUUAUAGGCGAGACUAACCAUCGGGGAAAAAAAGGCCUCACACUUUAUGGUUUGGGUGGCCUAUGAUUAUAAAUGGUAAUCAAGUUACCACAAAAGAAACCCCAUGACACCACAUUCAGACUCCGUCGGCCUCUCCUCUGUCUUUUUACAAGUCAGUUACAUCUGAAUUCAAACGUUUUGGGUGUGCACAAGUAGAUGAAAGACCUCAGCAACGGAAAAAAAAGAUGCCUGAAUCAUUGUGUAAAUCUGUUAAUUUAUUAUUAUUUUCCACAUUUUUGUCGUAGACGGACACGUUAGACCACCCCGAGGUUCAUUAGAGGAGGGUGAUGAGGUCUGUGUCUUAACGGCUAGAUGUCACACACACACUCAUUAGAGGAGGGUGAUGAGGUCUGUGUCUUAACAGCUAGAUGUCACACACAUACACACACACACAGCUGUGAUGAACUGUGCCUCCAAAC